AUGGUGAAGUCCAAUAAUGUUCCUGUAGAUUUUCUAUGCCCAAUCACUAAAGAGAUAAUGGAAGAUCCUGUAGUCGCUAGUGACGGGUACACUUAUGAAAGGAUAGCAUAUGGUUUGAAAGAAGCAAUACUUCGCCUUUGGCUCGAGAAGAUUUUAGAAAUAAAGAACUUACUGAAAACCACCGUCUCCGUUCUAAGAUAUCUCAAUAUUUAG
Molecule: messenger RNA, 213 nt
Organism: Blepharisma stoltei
Lineage: Eukaryota; Ciliophora; Heterotrichea; Heterotrichida; Blepharismidae
Source: the annotation of a GenBank genome assembly